AUGCUAACAGUUCAACCGCGAGCCAUACAAACCAGAGCUACUGGUGGAACACUGGUCCUUAAACUUGUCAACACAAGUAUUGCGCGACUGGCUUUCAAAUUGAAAUCAACAAAUAAUAAGGAAUAUCGGGUUAAUCCGGCUCAUGGUUUCAUCGAACCGCAAGGCAUAUACCAUGUUGCGAUACAAAAAUCAUCUGGUCCAGUAAAGGAAGAUACCUUUAUCAUACAGUAUGCUGAGGUAGCAGCGGAUUGUACCGAUCCAAAGGCACCAUUUAAAGCGGAUGCACAACAAGGUGAAAUAAUUAUAUAUGCACAUGUUGUGUAA
This is a messenger RNA of Thelazia callipaeda (thelaziosis nematode), 324 nucleotides long. The record is from the annotation of a GenBank genome assembly. Lineage: Eukaryota; Metazoa; Nematoda; Chromadorea; Rhabditida; Thelaziidae.